This is a messenger RNA of Lobosporangium transversale, 2250 nucleotides long. RefSeq names its product MBOAT, membrane-bound O-acyltransferase family-domain-containing protein. NCBI's taxonomy places the organism in Eukaryota, Fungi, Mortierellomycota, Mortierellomycetes, Mortierellales, Mortierellaceae. The coding region runs from base 284 to 2113 and encodes 609 amino acids. Gene Ontology annotation, biological process: GPI anchor biosynthetic process. Gene Ontology annotation, cellular component: endoplasmic reticulum. The transcript has 6 exons. The record is from RefSeq and is a predicted model, not a curated record.
AUUGUAUUUGAGCGUUGCAGGAUUUGCAUUAGGAUUCAAUUGCACCUAUACACCUAUACACCAUGCUCUCCUAUUACUGAACAUUGCAUAUUGCAGAUGGUGUCAAUUGUUGCCACCAAAAUUCUUUGAUUCGUUUAAGGUUUUUGCAUUUGCAUUCACAGGGGAAAGGAGAAAUAGAACGUCUUUUUUUUCCUUUUUCAUCUCGACCUUAAUUACCCAUUCACACUCUUCAUCAUCAAGCAAACAAAGCAAAAGGGGACAAGCGAAAAGGAUAUAGAGUAAAAUGCAAGCAGGGCAAGAGCACCAUCGUCUGCUCGACAUCAGCUCUCAUUCAGCAGAGACCCAUCUAGGCCAAGAUGACGCGGCUGCAUUUGUUGGACAUUCCAUUCAAUCUCAUCAUCAUUAUGAACCCAUCUCAACGAACAAGCACUCCAAACGUGGACAGGAUAGGAGUACAAACCCAGCAUUGUGGAAUACCAAAGAGUUCUAUUUUUACUACCUCGUCUUUGCUUUCUGCCUGCCAUAUAUGUUUAAAUCAGCCCAUGAUGCUAGCUCUGAAGAUAACCCUAACUAUGAAAAAUACAGCGAUCUACUCUCGGAGGGCUUCUUUGGUUACAAAGUGGAUAAUAGUGAUGGCCAGUAUGCAGGCUUUAGGAACAACCUCCCAACACUCGUCGGAGUCGUCUGUGUUUACAUCCCUCUCAGUCAUCUCUUCAAGGCCCUUAUCCCUUCAUCAUCCUUUCUCCCUUUAUCAUCAUCAAUGUCGACAUCAGUAUCCAAAGGCUUUUCAUUACUACAACAGCCCCUUCAACCUCUUUUCCGGACCUAUUUCUUCCUCAUGUUCUCCUUGGUAUAUCUUUAUUACAUGUUUGGAAACAGUAUCCUCAAGAUUGGUGCUAUUGUUAUAGUCAACUAUCUGAUCGCCAAAAUGGGUCAAGGGGCCAGGUGGAUGCCUGUAGCCACGUGGACGUUUAAUCUUAUCAUCCUAUUCUUAAAUGAAGCCUAUGAUGGAUACAACUUUAGGGAUUUUCAUGAAUCGUUGGCCUGGUUGGAUGAGAACAGAGGUGUCAACAGACGAUGGGAUGUCCAUUUUAAUUUUACAAUGCUCAGACUCGUCUCUUUCAACAUGGACUACUAUUGGUCUUUCCAUCAUCCUACAUUUAAGGGAAUUAUCACGGUGGAUCAUGAUAACAGAGUGCCUCAGAGUGAUAAGGAACGAGUCUCAACACCUUCUGCUCGUGGAGACUAUUGCUUUACUUACUACUUGGCCUAUGCAUUGUAUGCGCCCUUGUUUAUUGCGGGCCCCAUCAUCACCUUCAACGACUUUGUCUCUCAGUUACGACAUCCCAAAGAGAUCCCUCUGAAGACAUUAGGAAUGUGGUUCGGCCGUCUGGUGUUCGCGCUUCUGACGAUGGAAUUCAUUAAUCACUACAUGUAUAUGGUUGCCAUUAGUAGACGACAAGCCUGGGACAACGAUCCUAUUCUACAAAUAUGUAUGAUCGGUCUCUUCAACCUCAUCCUGAUCUGGCUCAAGCUUUUGAUCAUUUGGAGGUUCUUCCGACUCUGGGCCAUGCUAGAUGGGAUCGAACCUCCGGAGAAUAUGAUCCGUUGUGUCACCAAUAAUUAUUCAGCCUUAGGAUUCUGGAGAAGUUGGCAUAAGAGCUUUAAUCUUUGGAUCAUUCGCUAUCUCUACGUCCCCCUUGGUGGAACGCAAUAUGCCAUGUACAACAUUUGGGUUGUUUUCACAUUUGUAGCCAUUUGGCAUGAUAUUCAGCUGAGACUCUUAGCCUGGGGUUGGCUCAUCUCGCUCUUUAUCCUGCCUGAGAUUAUUGCAAGUAAAGUCUUUUCGAAGAAGAAGUGGGGAACAUGGCCCUACUAUAGACAUCUUUGUGCAUUUGGCGCAGUCGGUAACAUUCUGUUGAUGAUGAUUGCUAACCUAGUUGGGUUCUGUAUUGGCCUCGACGGCACCAAGCAUAUGCUCUUAGAUCUCUUCUCCUCCUUCGAUGGCUGGUUGACCAUGUUAGGCUGCUGCAGUGCUCUCUUUGUCUGUGCGCAGAUACAGUUCGAGGUCCGAGAAGCUGAAAAGCGCCGUGGGAUCUUUUUAAAUUGUUGAUUUUUUUCUUUAUCAGACAUAUGAUUUACUUUUUAUUGCUUGUAAGAAAGAUAAAAAAAAUCUAAUAUUUAUACUCUUGAUUAAACAUACUCCAAAUUCUUGGCUCUUUUAUUUUCUAUGUUUGCCCUUUCCUUUGC